Molecule: messenger RNA, 822 nt
Organism: Hordeum vulgare subsp. vulgare (domesticated barley)
Lineage: Eukaryota; Viridiplantae; Streptophyta; Magnoliopsida; Poales; Poaceae
Product: outer dense fiber protein 2-like
Exons: 5
Coding region: 88-672 (194 amino acids)
Source: RefSeq, a predicted model, not a curated record
UGCUCCUGUGUGCAUGAAAGCGCCACAUCUAGUUUUCCUCUCUCGCUGCUCUGGUCUCCUGAAUUUGUGCAUCCUGAAAGGUUAUACAUGGCUGACAUCGUUGACGCAUUGGUCCUUAAGCUUCAGUCAAAGAUAUGCUAUCAUAAGGAUGCCAAUAUCGAGUACCUGGAAAUCAAGACAAUGGUUGAUAAACUCGUAGAAGCGAACAAAAAGCUCAAAGAUAAGAAAGUGGACUUUAAUGGUGUAAUUGAUAUGGUCAUAGAAGAAAAGGAGAAAUUGCAGCAUGACUAUCAAGUGAUAAAGGAGCGGGUGGCAAAAAAGGAGGAGCAACUUGAAACUGUAAAGAAGGAACUUGAAGAAGAAAAACAUGAUCAUGUCGUAGCAAAGAAUGAGCUUGAGGAAGAAAAACAUGGCCAUGUGGCAACAAAGAUGGAGCUGGUGGCGGCAAAACAAGAACUUGCUAAAAGGAACAAAGAGCUGGAGGUUUUAAGGAAGAAGCUUAAAGAGAGCGAACCAGUACCUUCCAAAAUGGUAACAAGAUUGACACAUAAACGGCAAAUGCUGCUCCAAGCCUUGAUGUGCAAUGAUGCGGAUGGACAUCGCCCAAAGAAACGUAGGUCCUAUCAGCAUGCAAGCCAAGAUGACGACUUGGAGGUGAUUAGGCAAAGCUGAUCCAGGUCGUGUGCUAGCAGUUGGAAGUGAGGAAGGAAGCCAUCAUCUUAGCAGACCAUGACUAACACUAGCAACUACUUCCUCCGUUCCUAAAUAUAAGUCUUUCUAGGCAUUCUACUAGAAGACUACAUACGGAUGUAUAUAGACAUA